Messenger RNA from Strongylus vulgaris, 300 nucleotides. The record is from the annotation of a GenBank genome assembly. Lineage: Eukaryota; Metazoa; Nematoda; Chromadorea; Rhabditida; Strongylidae.
AUGCGUGUCUAUCAGUGCCGAGAACGCAUCCAGGAAGAAAUGCAGCCGGAAGAGCAAAUCGAGGUACAAGCAGAGGAAGAAGUGCUAGAAGAAGGAGCUAACGCAGGUAGAAGAGGGAGAGGAGCAGAUACAGAAAGAGCGAGGAACCACAUACGAGUCAAUCAAAGAAUACACCACUUGGCGGUGGCAGAGUACACGGAGAAAACUAGUGAGCGAGUGAAUAAGUACCUCGAAGCCGUCGAUAGGGCUCCCACAGAUCCUGGUGUUCGGGAAGCCGUCUUUUUAUGUUGGCUUAUAUAG